AUGUCCGACCACACAGAGCGUGUAUUAAUCGACACCACCAGCAACCCCAGCAUCACCAUUCUCACCAUCAACCGACCCGGAAGAAAGAAUGCCGUGGACCCCGAGACCGCAAAGCAGUUAUACGAGGCCAUCCUCGCCUAUGAAUCUGAUUCGGCCCAGAAAAUCUGCAUCUUGACCGGCGCCGGAGGCACAUUUUGCGCUGGAGCAGACCUGCACGAGGUGGCAAAGAAGAACGUCAACGCCAACGCCGACGCCGACUCCCAGUCCUCCUCGGCCGAGAACCUUCAACCCGUUGACGAGCGUAACCUUGGACCCAUGGGACCUUCACGUCUCAUUGUUCAAAAGCCAGUCAUCGCAGCCGUAUCUGGAUACGCUGUCGCCGGGGGCCUGGAGCUGAGCCUGCUGGCAGAUAUGCGCGUCGUCGAAGAGGACGCCAUCUUCGGUGUCUUUUGUCGUCGAUGGGGAGUUCCUCUAAUCGACGGAGGUACGGUGCGACUACAAGCCAUUGUUGGAUUGGGACGGGCCCUCGAUAUGAUUCUUACGGGUCGUCCCGUGGGUGCUCAUGAAGCUCUGACGAUGGGACUUGCGAAUCGGGUUGUACCAAAGGGCCAGGCGUUGCAGGAAGCGCUCCUUAUUGCGAGACAAAUCAUUACAUUUCCGGAGCUGUGUAUGAAUACAGAUCGAAGGUCUGCCUAUUAUAGUGCGUAUGAGGCGACUUCCUUCCAGGAUGCUUUGACGCGGGAGUUCAAUGCCGGGUCGCAGGUAAUCUCGAAGGAGGCGAUUGCUGGAGCCGCGAAAUUCAGCAAAGGAUCUGGUCGGCAUGGGAGUUUUAAAGACUUUGCCAAGCUGUGA
Molecule: messenger RNA, 852 nt
Organism: Penicillium diatomitis
Lineage: Eukaryota; Fungi; Ascomycota; Eurotiomycetes; Eurotiales; Aspergillaceae
Product: enoyl-CoA hydratase/isomerase family protein
Exons: 1
Coding region: 1-852 (283 amino acids)
Molecular function (GO): catalytic activity
Source: RefSeq, a predicted model, not a curated record